This is a messenger RNA of Jaculus jaculus (lesser Egyptian jerboa), 7600 nucleotides long. It is a transcript of the gene Abca1, whose product is annotated as ATP binding cassette subfamily A member 1. The record is from RefSeq and is a predicted model, not a curated record. Gene Ontology annotation, cellular component: membrane; intracellular membrane-bounded organelle. Bases 167 to 6952 code for a protein of 2261 amino acids. Gene Ontology annotation, molecular function: lipid carrier activity; ABC-type transporter activity; ATP hydrolysis activity. The transcript has 50 exons. NCBI's taxonomy places the organism in Eukaryota, Metazoa, Chordata, Mammalia, Rodentia, Dipodidae. Gene Ontology annotation, biological process: transmembrane transport; lipid transport.
CCGAGCCCCGGCUUCUGGCCGCCCCUUCCCCGAGGGAAACAGACGCCCGCGCCGGAGUGGAAAACAGUUAAUGACCAGCCACAGCGUCCCUGCUGUGAGCUCUGGCCACUGCCUCCAGGCCUGUGGAGCCACAAGCAGGACAGUGUGAAGGGUCAGCAGAAGAAACAUGGCUUGCUGGCCUCAGCUGAGGCUGUUGCUAUGGAAGAACCUGACUUUCAGAAGAAGACAAACAUGUCAGCUGUUGUUGGAAGUGGCCUGGCCUCUCUUUAUCUUCCUGAUCCUGAUCUCUGUUCGGCUGAGCUACCCACCCUAUGAACAACAUGAAUGCCACUUUCCAAACAAAGCCAUGCCCUCUGCAGGAACUCUUCCCUGGGUACAGGGGAUUAUUUGUAAUGCCAACAACCCCUGUUUCCGUUAUCCGACUCCUGGUGAGGCUCCUGGCGUUGUUGGAAACUUUAACAAGUCAAUUGUGUCUCGCCUGUUCUCGGAUGCCCGGAGGCUUCUUCUGUACAGCCAAAAAGACACCAGCCUAAAGGACAUGCACAAAGUCCUAAGAACGCUACGGCACCUCAAGAAUUCCAGCUCCAACUUGAAGCUCCAGGAUUUUUUGGUGGACAAUGAAACCUUCUCUGGAUUCCUGCAACACAAUCUUUCUCUCCCGAGGCCUAUUGUGGAGAACAUGCUGCAGGCAGAUGUCAGUCUCCACAAGGUGUUUUUGCAAGGCUACCAGUUACAUUUAGCCAGUUUGUGCAAUGGAUCAAAAUUAGGAGAUGUCAUUCAACUUGGUGAUUUGGAAGUGUCCCACCUCUGCAGUCUACCAAGGGAGAGACUGGAUGCGGCUGAGCAAGUGCUGCGUUCCAACAUGGACAUCCUAAAGCCCAUUGUGACAAGAUUAAACUCUACAUCUCCCUUCCCAACCCAGCAGCUGGCUGAAGCCACCAGGACUCUGCUGGAUAGCCUGGGGAGUCUGGCCCAAGAGCUGUUUAGCACGAGGAGCUGGAGCGACAUGAGGCAAGAGGUGAUGUUUCUGAAUAAUGUGAAUAGCUCCAGCUCCUCAACCCAGAUCUACCAGGCCGUGUCCCGCAUCGUCUGUGGCCACCCAGAGGGUGGGGGCCUGAAGAUCAAAUCUCUCAACUGGUAUGAGGACAAUAACUACAAAGCCCUUUUUGGAGGCAAUGGCACUGAGGAAGAUUCUGACACCUUCUAUGACAAUUCUACAACUCCUUAUUGCAAUGACUUGAUGAAGAACUUGGAGUCUAGCCCUCUUUCCCGCAUUAUUUGGAAAGCACUGAAGCCUCUGCUUGUUGGAAAGAUUCUAUAUACACCUGACACCCCAGCUACGAGGCAAGUCAUGGCUGAGGUGAACAAGACUUUCCAGGAGCUGGCUGUAUUCCAUGAUCUGGAAGGCAUGUGGGAAGAGCUCAGCCCCAAGAUCUGGACUUUCAUGGAGAACAGCCAAGAAAUGGACCUUGUUCGGACACUGUUGGACAGCAGAGGCAAUGACCACUUUUGGGAACAGAAGUUGGAUGGCUUAGAUUGGACAGCCCAAGACAUCAUGGCAUUUCUGGCCAAGAACCCAGAAGAUGUCCAGUCCUCCAAUGGCUCUGUAUAUACCUGGAGAGAAGCUUUCAAUGAGACCAACCAGGCAAUCCAGACAAUAUCUCGCUUCAUGGAGUGUGUCAACCUGAACAAGCUGGAGCCCAUUCCAACAGAAGUCCGGCUCAUCAACAAGUCCAUGGAGCUGCUGGAUGAGAGGAAGUUUUGGGCUGGCAUUGUGUUCACAGGAAUCACUUCUGACAGUGUUGAACUGCCCCGCCAUGUUAAGUAUAAGAUCCGGAUGGACAUUGACAAUGUGGAGAGGACGAAUAAAAUCAAGGAUGGGUACUGGGACCCUGGUCCCCGGGCUGACCCCUUUGAGGAUAUGCGCUACGUCUGGGGUGGCUUUGCCUAUUUGCAGGAUGUGGUGGAGCAGGCAAUCAUCAGAGUAUUGACGGGUACUGAGAAGAAAACAGGAGUCUAUGUGCAGCAGAUGCCCUACCCCUGCUAUGUGGAUGACAUCUUCUUGCGGGUGAUGAGCAGGUCCAUGCCUCUCUUCAUGACCCUGGCUUGGAUUUACUCUGUGGCUGUCAUUAUCAAGGGAAUCGUGUAUGAGAAGGAGGCUCGGCUGAAGGAAACCAUGCGCAUCAUGGGCCUGGACAAUGGUAUCCUCUGGUUUAGCUGGUUCAUCAGUAGCCUCAUCCCUCUGCUCGUGAGUGCCAGCCUGUUGGUGGUAAUCUUGAAGUUAGGAAACCUGCUGCCUUACAGUGACCCCAGCGUGGUGUUUGUCUUUCUGUCUGUAUUCGCCGUGGUGACCAUCCUGCAGUGCUUUCUCAUUAGCACCCUCUUCUCCCGGGCCAACCUGGCGGCAGCAUGUGGGGGCAUCAUCUACUUCACGCUGUACCUGCCCUACGUCCUGUGCGUGGCAUGGCAGGACUAUGUGGGCUUCUCCACCAAGAUCUUUGCGAGCCUGCUCUCUCCUGUGGCCUUUGGAUUUGGCUGUGAGUACUUUGCCCUUUUUGAAGAGCAAGGCAUCGGGGUGCAGUGGGACAACCUCUUUGAGAGUCCUGUGGAAGAAGAUGGCUUCAGUCUCACCACUGCAGUCUCCAUGAUGCUGUUCGAUACCUUCCUGUACGGGGUGAUGACAUGGUACAUCGAGGCUGUCUUUCCAGGCCAGUAUGGGAUUCCCAGGCCCUGGUACUUUCCCUGUACCAAGUCCUACUGGUUCGGAGAGGAAAGCAAUGAGAAGAGCCACACUGGUUCCAGCCAGAAGGGGGCAUUGGAAAUCUGCAUGGAAGAGGAACCUACCCAUCUAAAGCUGGGGGUGUCCAUUCAGAACAUGGUCAAGGUUUACCGAGAUGGCAUGAAGGUGGCCGUCGAUGGCUUGGCACUAAAUUUUUACGAGGGCCAGAUCACCUCCUUUUUGGGCCACAAUGGAGCGGGGAAGACAACCACCAUGUCAAUCCUGACUGGGCUGUUCCCCCCCACUUCGGGCACUGCCUAUAUCUUGGGAAAGGACAUUCGCUUUGAGAUGAGCUCCAUCCGGCAGAACCUGGGGGUCUGUCCCCAGCACAAUGUGCUGUUUGACAUGCUGACUGUUGAAGAGCAUAUCUGGUUCUACGCCCGCCUAAAGGGGCUCUCAGAGAAGCACGUGAAAGCCGAGAUGGAGCAAAUGGCCCUGGACGUUGGUUUGCCCCCGAGCAAGCUGAAAAGUAAAACGAGUCAGCUUUCGGGUGGGAUGCAGAGAAAGCUGUCUGUGGCCUUGGCCUUUGUGGGUGGAUCCAAGGUUGUCAUCCUGGAUGAGCCCACAGCUGGUGUGGACCCUUACUCCCGCAGGGGAAUAUGGGAGCUGCUGCUGAAGUACAGACAAGGCCGCACCAUUAUUCUCUCUACUCACCACAUGGAUGAAGCAGACAUCCUGGGGGAUAGGAUAGCCAUCAUUUCCCAUGGGAAGCUGUGUUGUGUGGGCUCCUCCCUGUUUCUGAAGAAUCAGCUGGGAACAGGCUACUACCUGACUCUGGUCAAGAAAGAUGUGGAGUCCUCCCUCAGCUCCUGCAGAAAUAGCAGCAGCACGGUGUCGUGCCUGAAAAAGGAGGACAGUGUUUCUCAGAGCAGUUCUGAUGCUGGCCUGGGCAGUGACCAUGAAAGUGACACGCUGACCAUCGAUGUCUCUGCGAUCUCCAACCUCAUCAGGAAACAUGUGUCUGAAGCCCGGCUAGUGGAAGACAUUGGGCAUGAGCUGACCUACGUGCUGCCCUAUGAAGCUGCCAAAGAGGGAGCCUUUGUAGAACUUUUCCAUGAAAUUGAUGACCGGCUGUCAGACCUGGGCAUUUCCAGUUAUGGAAUCUCAGAGACUACUCUAGAAGAAAUAUUCCUCAAAGUGGCUGAAGAGAGUGGGGUAGAUGCAGAGACCUCAGAUGGUACCUUGCCAGCAAGACGAAACCGACGGGCCUUUGGGGACAAGCAGAGUUGUCUUCGCCCAUUCACCGAAGAUGAUGCUAUUGAUCCAAAUGACUCUGACAUAGACCCAGAAUCCAGGGAGACAGACCUGCUCAGUGGGAUGGACGGCAAAGGCUCCUACAAGGUGAAGGGCUGGAAACUCACACAACAACAAUUUAUGGCCCUUUUGUGGAAGAGGCUACUGAUUGCCAGACGGAGUAGGAAAGGAUUCUUUGCACAGAUUGUCCUGCCAGCUGUGUUUGUCUGCAUCGCCUUGGUGUUCAGUUUGAUCGUGCCACCGUUUGGCAAGUACCCCAGCCUGGAACUUCAGCCCUGGAUGUACAACGAGCAGUAUACGUUUGUCAGUAAUGAUGCUCCUGAGGACAUGGGCACCCAGGAACUGUUGAAUGCACUUACCAAAGACCCAGGCUUUGGGACUCGAUGUAUGGAAGGAAACCCAAUCCCAGACACACCCUGCUUGCUGGGGGAGGAGGAGUGGACCACUGCCCCAGUUCCCCCAGCUAUGGUGGACCUCUUCCAAAAUGGGAACUGGACAAUGCAGAACCCCUCACCUGCCUGCCAAUGUAGCAGUGACAAAAUCAAGAAGAUGCUGCCUGUGUGUCCCCCAGGUGCAGGAGGAUUGCCACCUCCACAGAGAAAACAGAACACUGCAGACAUCCUUCAAAAUCUAACUGGAAGAAACAUUUCAGAUUAUCUGGUGAAGACAUAUGUGCAGAUCAUAGCCAAAAGCUUAAAGAAUAAGAUCUGGGUGAAUGAGUUCAGGUAUGGCGGGUUUUCCCUGGGCGUCAGUAAUUCCCAAGUGCUUCCUCCGAGUCAAGAGGUUAACGAUGCCAUCAAGCAAGUGAAGAAACUUUUGAAGUUGGCCAAGGACAGUUCUGCAGACCGAUUUCUGAACAGCUUGGGAAGGUUCAUGACAGGCCUGGACACCAAAAAUAAUGUCAAGGUGUGGUUUAAUAACAAGGGCUGGCAUGCCAUCAGCUCUUUUCUGAAUGUCAUCAACAAUGCCAUUCUCCGGGCCAACCUACAGAAGGGAGCGAAUCCUAGCCAAUAUGGGAUUACUGCUUUCAAUCACCCUUUGAAUCUCACCAAGCAGCAGCUCUCAGAGGUGGCUCUGAUGACCACAUCAGUGGAUGUCCUUGUAUCCAUCUGUGUCAUCUUUGCAAUGUCCUUCGUCCCAGCCAGCUUUGUUGUGUUCCUGAUCCAGGAGCGGGUCAGCAAAGCUAAGCACCUACAAUUCAUCAGUGGGGUGAAACCCGUCAUCUACUGGCUCUCCAAUUUUGUCUGGGAUAUGUGCAAUUAUGUGGUUCCUGCUACAUUGGUCAUUAUCAUCUUCAUCUGCUUCCAGCAGAAGUCUUACGUUUCAUCUACCAACUUGCCUGUGUUAGCCCUUCUACUUUUGCUGUAUGGGUGGUCAAUCACGCCUCUCAUGUACCCAGCCUCCUUCGUGUUCAAAAUCCCCAGCACAGCCUACGUGGUGCUCACCAGUGUGAACCUCUUUAUUGGCAUCAAUGGGAGCGUGGCCACAUUUGUGCUGGAGCUCUUCACCAACAAUAAGCUGAAUAAUAUCAAUGACAUCCUGAAGUCUGUAUUCCUGAUCUUCCCACACUUUUGCUUAGGGCGAGGGCUCAUUGACAUGGUGAAAAACCAGGCAAUGGCUGAUGCCCUAGAGAGGUUUGGGGAGAAUCGCUUUGUGUCUCCACUCUCUUGGGACUUAGUGGGACGAAACCUUUUUGCCAUGGCCGUGGAAGGGGUGGUGUUCUUCCUCAUUACUGUGCUGAUCCAGUACCGAUUCUUCAUCAGGCCCAGACCAGUAAAGGCAAAACUUCCUCCUCUGAAUGACGAGGACGAAGAUGUGAGGCGUGAGAGACAAAGGAUUCUGGAUGGUGGAGGGCAGAAUGACAUCUUGGAAAUUAAGGAGCUGACUAAGAUAUACAGAAGGAAGAGGAAACCUGCUGUUGACAGAAUUUGCGUUGGCAUUCCUCCUGGCGAGUGCUUUGGACUUCUGGGAGUGAACGGUGCUGGAAAAUCAUCAACUUUCAAGAUGCUAACUGGAGACACCACUGUUACCAGGGGGGAUGCUUUUCUUAACAAAAAUAGCAUCUUAUCCAAUAUCCACGAAGUACAUCAGAACAUGGGCUACUGCCCUCAGUUUGAUGCCAUCACAGAGCUACUGACUGGGAGAGAGCAUGUGGAGUUCUUUGCCCUCUUGAGAGGCGUCCCUGAGAAAGAAGUUGGCAAGGUUGGCGAGUGGGCAAUUCGCAAACUGGGCCUUGUGAAAUAUGGAGAAAAGUAUGCUGGUAACUAUAGUGGAGGCAACAAGCGCAAGCUUUCAACAGCCAUGGCUUUGAUUGGUGGGCCUCCUGUAGUGUUUCUGGAUGAACCGACCACAGGCAUGGAUCCCAAGGCCCGGAGGUUCCUGUGGAAUUGUGCUCUGAGCAUUGUCAAGGAGGGCCGGUCUGUGGUGCUCACCUCUCAUAGUAUGGAAGAAUGUGAAGCUCUUUGUACAAGGAUGGCAAUCAUGGUCAACGGGAGGUUCAGGUGUCUUGGCAGUGUGCAACAUCUAAAAAAUAGGUUUGGAGAUGGUUAUACGAUAGUUGUGCGAAUAGCAGGAUCCAACCCUGACCUGAAGCCUGUGCAGGAGUUCUUCAGACUUGCCUUUCCAGGAAGUGUCCUAAAAGAGAAACACCGCAACAUGCUGCAGUACCAGCUUCCAUCUUCCUUAUCUUCUCUGGCCAGGAUAUUCAGCAUCCUCUCCCAGAGCAAAAAGCGACUCCACAUAGAAGACUAUUCUGUUUCUCAGACAACACUUGACCAAGUAUUUGUGAACUUUGCCAAGGACCAAAGUGAUGAUGACCACUUGAAGGACCUGUCCUUACACAAAAACCAGACAGUGGUGGAUGUUGCGGUCCUCACCUCUUUUCUACAGGAUGAGAAAGUUAAAGAAAGCUAUGUAUGAAUAACCCUGUGCAAACAGGGUGCGUGAAUGUGAGGAAGAGUGGAUCUUCCUUGGCACGGUGUCAAGUGUUCCAGAGGAAAGAGCCAGAAACGCUUGUGGGAAGAAAUAAACUGGAUACUGUACUGACACUAUUCAAUGCAAUGCAAUUCAAUGCAAUGAAAACAAAAUUCCAUUACAGGGGCAGUGCCUUUGUAGCCUAUGUCUUGUACGGCUCUCUAGUGAAAAAGACUUGAAUUUAGUUUUAUUACUUUAUUGUAUGUAUGUGAAACUAUAGCAUGGAACCCAGUGGACAGAUGGGUUUGAAUUCAUACAUUUUUGUUCCUGUUUCUUCUCACUGGGAUUUCAAGAAAAGUUAUGAAUAAUCAUAGCCAGUGGCUAUCACAGUCAAGAGGCUUGACCAUCCUCAUCUCGUUAAGCCAUACCGCACCACAACACUGGCUUCCUGGAGACACAUCCAUUGCUGGCAAUGAGUGUGCCAGAAUUAUUAGUGCCAAGUUGCUCAGAAAGUCUGAAGCACCAUGGUGUGUCACACAACUUUUGUGAAAGCCGUCCUGCUCAGAUUCUGUCAACAUUAUUAAAUACCAGGUGAAAAAUGGUGUCAUGUGUGACUAACAUCCUGCUUUGAUUCCCCCCUCCCUCCCUCCCUCC